Molecule: messenger RNA, 1750 nt
Organism: Drosophila hydei
Lineage: Eukaryota; Metazoa; Arthropoda; Insecta; Diptera; Drosophilidae
Gene: ldbr
Product: lariat debranching enzyme
Exons: 2
Coding region: 122-1735 (537 amino acids)
Biological process (GO): mRNA splicing, via spliceosome
Cellular component (GO): nucleus
Molecular function (GO): RNA lariat debranching enzyme activity
Source: RefSeq, a predicted model, not a curated record
UAGUAUUGUGGAGGCUCACAGAUAAAUAUUUGUAUGGGUUCUGCCAUUCACAUGUAAAUGCUGAAUGUAUUAAUGCCGCGUUUGUUUAUAUUUUAUGAACGUAAAUUAAUAAAGCUAAGAUAUGAAAAUUGCUGUUGAAGGCUGCGCCCAUGGCGAACUAGAGCGCAUAUAUGAAACUAUUGAAGGUAUCGAAAAGGAACAGAACAUUAAAAUCGACCUGCUCUUGUGCUGCGGAGACUUUCAAUCUACGCGAAAUGUUACGGACUUACAAACAAUGGCUGUGCCAAGGAAGUACAUGGACAUGUGCACCUUUUACAAAUAUUACAGUGGUGAACUCGUGGCGCCCAUUCUCACAAUAUUCAUUGGGGGCAAUCAUGAAGCAUCCAACUAUUUGCAAGAGCUACCCUACGGUGGCUGGGUAGCACCUAAUAUAUAUUACCUUGGAUAUGCAGGUGUUAUCACAGUAAAUGGCAUUCGUAUUGCAGGCAUCAGUGGUAUAUAUAAAGGCCACGAUUUUUUGCGCGGUCAUCACGAAUUUCCGCCAUACAAUGACAAAACAUGUCGCAGUGUCUACCAUGUGCGGCAGUUGGAGGUGUUUCGCCUGAUGCAACUGUCCGGCAAGGUAGAUAUCUUCAUGUCGCACGAUUGGCCCAGGGGAAUACAGGAAUAUGGCAACAAGGCUCAACUGCUACGGUUUAAACCACAUUUUAUGGAAGACAUCGAAAGCGGACAGCUAGGCAGUCGACCGCUCGAAGAACUUUUAAAGGCUGUGCAACCUACAUAUUGGUUUGCUGCUCAUUUACAUUGUAAAUUCGCUGCGCUUGUGCCACAUACUAGGAAUCAUAAAAAAUCAAGGAAUGCCGACGAUGCCAGCAGCAGCAGCAGUAACGAAAGUGAAGACGAAAAUGAGGACGACGAUAGCAACCAAUUGCAAGAGAAUGUAGUAGCAGCGCCAGUGCCUGUCACUAAGUUCUUGGCUCUAGACAAAUGUCUACCACGGCGACGUUUUCUACAAGUAUUGGACAUACCCUCUAAUGAGAGCAGUGAAGGCAAAUUAACGCUAAAAUAUGAUGCCGAAUGGCUUUCGAUAUUGCGAACAACGAAUCAUUUAAUUUCUGUAAAAGAUAAUAAUUAUUAUUUACCUGGCAAGAAAGCAGGUAGUAUUGAAGAGCGUUGUAAUUUCACGCCCACUGACGAGGAGCUGGAGCACAUACGCGCCAAAUUCGAAAGCCUUAAUGUGCCUGAGAACUUUUGUCGCACUGUGCUGCCAUUCGAUCCACAUGAGGAGCACAAUUACAAGCAAAAAUAUAUUGAGCAAGCAAAUCCAAUGCUGAAUCCACAGUCCAAUGAGUUUUGCUCCAUUUUGGGCAUUGAUGAUCCACUUUGCUUGGCCAUGCUGGCUAGUGGAAAAGAUUUGCCCCAAACCGCUAGCUUGCUGGACAGCUCAAUAGACGUUAAGGAGGAUCAAGCGAAAUUGGAGCAGGAUAUGCCUACAUUAGUCGAACCUCUGGCAACGCCUCCAAAACGUAAAUUAAAUAUGUCGCUACCAGCGCCAAUUGUAGCAGUCGAGAUAGACAAAAGCGUCAUUGAGCUGCCCGACGAAAUUGAAGAGCUGGCGACGGCUACCAUAGCGGAUUCAAAAGUGGAAGAGACUACACCCAUUUGUAUUAGUCCCAAUCUGAAGAAACUAAAGAGACGAAAUCAAAGCAUAUAUCAAGCUGAAGAUGACGAUUAGCGUACGAAUUUUAUC